AUGUCGUACCAACAAAAUCCCUACUCCCCAUCAGCUCCGCAAGCCGCCGGGCACCAAGAGAGUGAGGCAAAUCGCUGGGGAGUUGGCCGUUAUGAAAUGCAGCCCUUGAACAACCAGCAACCGGUCAGCUAUCAGCAACACCAACCACCACAGCAGCAGUACCAUGGGCUUUCAGAAUCGCAGUUUUUGGACCAGGUCCAGGCCUUGCGCGGCGACAUGAAAGACCUGAACCAAUCUCUCGAUGAACUCAACAAGCGUCACAAGCGAAGUCUGGCCGACAGAGAUGCCAAGGAUCAGUUCAGUGACUAUCGCGCCGAAGUGCAACGUCGGCGGACGGCCAUCCAAGAUGGAGUCAGGCGCCUUGAGGACGACCUCGCCCGUACCAGUCCCUCCGACAAGGCCCGCCAGGUCAAGAAGCGCCAUCUUCAGACGUUGAAGACUCCUCUACAAAAGGUCGUGGAAAAAUACGUCAGUGUGGAACAAGACAUCCGAAACGGCGAGGAAACGGAGAGGAUACGCCAAUUGGGACUUGUUCACCAGGAUUGGGACUACGCAAGACUUCAGGAAGAAGCUCGCCGCGACUGGGGCGAUGAAGGUGUUUUCCAGGAUGCUCUCAUGAACAAUCGUACUGAACAAGCCACUGAGGUCCUUGGUAAUGUACGCGCUCGCCAUAUGGACUUGCAACGCUUGGAGAAGGACACUUCCGAGCUUGCCCUCUUGUUCCAGGAACUUGCCACCAUGGUUGAGCAACAAGAAGAAACAGUCGUAGCCACAGAGCAACAUGCUGAACACACUGUCGACAACAUGGAGGCAGGCAAUCAGCAAGUCAAGGUAGCAACAGACCAUGCUCGUCGUGCACGCAAGCUCAAGUGGUGGUGCCUCCUCCUCGUCGUCAUCAUCUUCAUCGUUGUCGCUCUCGGCGUUGCGCUGGGCAUCUGCCUCAACAGUAAUAGGUGCAGUAGUGGCAAGAAGUGA
Messenger RNA from Metarhizium album ARSEF 1941, 975 nucleotides. RefSeq names its product t-SNARE. NCBI's taxonomy places the organism in Eukaryota, Fungi, Ascomycota, Sordariomycetes, Hypocreales, Clavicipitaceae. The coding region runs from base 1 to 975 and encodes 324 amino acids. Gene Ontology annotation, cellular component: endomembrane system; plasma membrane; SNARE complex. Gene Ontology annotation, biological process: exocytosis; vesicle fusion; intracellular protein transport. The transcript is spliced from 3 exons. The record is from RefSeq and is a predicted model, not a curated record. Gene Ontology annotation, molecular function: SNARE binding; SNAP receptor activity.